Heterocephalus glaber (naked mole-rat) is the source of this 3698-nucleotide messenger RNA. It is a transcript of the gene Tmcc2, whose product is annotated as transmembrane and coiled-coil domain family 2. NCBI's taxonomy places the organism in Eukaryota, Metazoa, Chordata, Mammalia, Rodentia, Bathyergidae. Gene Ontology annotation, biological process: amyloid precursor protein metabolic process. Gene Ontology annotation, cellular component: endomembrane system. The record is from RefSeq and is a predicted model, not a curated record.
GCGGCCGGCGAGGUCCUGCCCGGCUGGCUGCCCCGCGCCCCGCCUCGCCCAGCGGCCGGGCCGGCAGGGAGGGACGCGCGGUGCGCUCGGCUCCCCUGUGCCCUGCCCAUGCCUUGAAGCACAAAGUUUAGGGCUGGGGGCUACCUUCCCCCUCCCCCACAAUGACUGCCCAAGGACUCCUGCCGCCCAGCCUCGACAGUGACCUGCCUUCGCUCCCCAGGUCGGAAUCAACUAUUCCAAGAUUCCCCAUCCUCCUCCUCCUCUAAAAUACAUAUUUUUUAAUACAAGCAAUUGUGAUCUGCUGGCUCCUUUCCAUAAUAAUUUAGACCUCAGGCCUCGUUUCUGAGUGUAAGGGGGUGCGGUCUCCCCCAAGACGGCGCCCUGGAAGGACAGAGUCCCCUUGCAGACCCACACACACGAUGAAGAGGUGCAAAUCGGAUGAGCUGCAGCAGCAGCAGCAGCCGGGCGAGGAGGAUGGAGCUGGGCUGGAAGAAGCAGCUUUCCACCUGCCGGGCGCGGACCUCCGGCCCGGGGAGGCCGCGGGUGCUAACUCCGCGGGCGGGCCAAGUUCAGAUGCGGGCGCCGGGGCGGCACCCAACCCGGGUCCCCGAAGCAAGCCUCCUGAUUUAAAGAAAAUCCAGCAGCUCUCAGAAGGCUCCAUGUUUGGCCACGGCCUGAAGCACCUGUUCCACAGCCGCCGCCGUUCGAGGGAGAGGGAGCACCAGGCAUCUCAGGAUUUCCAGCAGCAGCAGCAGCAGCAGCUUGGCAUGUCUGACCAUGACUCCCCAGAUGAGAAGGAGCGCUCCCCGGAGAUGCACCGAGUCUCCUAUGCCAUGUCCCUGCACGACCUGCCCGCUAGGCCUACUGCCUUCAACCGUGUGCUGCAGCAGAUCCGCUCCAGGCCCUCCAUCAAGCGGGGUGCCAGCCUGCACAGCAGCAGUGGGGCCAGCGGGGGGAGCAGCAGCCGGCGCACCAAGAGCAGCUCCCUGGAGCCCCAGCGAGGCAGCCCCCACCUGCUGCGCAAGGCACCUCAGGACAGCAGCCUGGCCGCGAUCCUGCACCAGCACCAGUGCCGACCCCGCUCCUCCUCCACCACCGACACCGCCCUGCUGCUGGCCGAUGGUGGCAGUGUGUACCUCCUGGCCGAGGAGGGCGAGGGCAUCGGGGACAAGGGUGACAAAGCAGACCUCGUGGCCCUGAGCCUGCCCUCUGCCGCUGGCCAUGGUGACACUGAGGGCCCCCUCAGCCUGGACGUGCCGGACGGGGCGCCCGACCCGCAGCGGACCAAGGCGGCCAUCGACCACCUGCACCAGAAGAUCCUGAAGAUCACGGAGCAGGUCAGGAUCGAGCAGGAGGCGCGGGACGACAAUGUGGCCGAGUACCUGAAGCUGGCCAACAACGCGGACAAGCAGCAGGUGUCGCGCAUCCGGCAGGUGUUCGAGAAGAAGAACCAGAAGUCGGCCCAGACCAUCGCGCAGCUGCACAAGAAGCUGGAGCACUACCGGCGGCGCCUGAAGGACAUCGAGCAGAACGGACCCUCGCGGCAGCCCAAGGACGUGCUGCGGGACAUGCAACAGGGCCUCAAGGACGUGCGCGCCAACGUGCGCGCGGGCAUCAGCGGCUUCGGGGGCGGCGUGGUGGAGGGCGUCAAGGGCAGCCUCUCUGGCCUCUCACAGGCCACCCACAGUGCCGUGGUGUCCAAGCCCCGCGAGUUCGCCAGCCUCAUCCGCAACAAGUUUGGCAGCGCCGACAACAUCGCGCACCUGAAGGACCCCCUGGAAGACGGGGCCCCCGAGGAGGCGGCGCGGGCGCUGAGCGGCAGCGCCACGCUCGUGUCCAGCCCCAAGUACGGCAGUGACGACGAGUGCUCCAGCGCCAGCGCCAGCUCGGCCGGGGCGGGCAGCAACUCCGGGGCCGGGCCGGGGGUCCCCCUGGGGAGCCCCAAGUCCAACGCGCUGUACGGUGCCCCUGGAAACCUGGACGCUCUGCUGGAGGAGCUGCGGGAGAUCAAGGAGGGCCAGUCACACCUGGAGGACUCCAUGGAGGACCUGAAGACGCAGCUGCAGAGGGACUACACCUACAUGACACAGUGCCUGCAGGAGGAGCGCUACAGGUAUGAGCGGCUGGAGGAGCAGCUGAAUGACCUGACCGAGCUUCACCAGAACGAGAUGACCAACCUGAAGCAGGAGCUGGCCAGCAUGGAGGAGAAGGUGGCCUACCAGUCAUAUGAGAGGGCACGGGACAUCCAGGAGGCCGUGGAGUCCUGCCUGACCCGCGUCACCAAGCUGGAGCUGCAGCAGCAGCAGCAGCAGGUGGUGCAGCUGGAGGGCGUGGAGAAGGCCAACGCCCGGGCGCUGCUGGGCAAGUUCAUCAACGUGAUCCUGGCGCUCAUGGCUGUGCUGCUGGUGUUUGUGUCCACCGUCGCCAACUUCAUCACGCCCCUCAUGAAGACGCGCCUGCGCAUCACCAGCACCGCCCUCCUGGUCCUCUUCCUCUUCCUGCUCUGGAAGCACUGGGAUUCCCUCACCUACCUCCUGGAGCACGUGCUGCUGCCCAGCUGAGCCGCCAGCCUGCCCUGGCCCGUGCUCCCUGGCCCCCGCUGGCCACACUUCUCCAGGAGGGACCCCAGGACUCCAGAGUCCCUUGAACACCUUCAUGCGUCCGGUUUGGCCUCCUCCCCAAGUUGUCCGCUCCAGCUGUGCUGUCCCCUCCGUUCCUGCUUCUGUCUGACACCUUCUCUGUGGCCAAAUGGAGCAGAGGAUGCCAGGACUGGAUUGUUCUGAUUACUUACAGGGCUUCUCCCAGCUGACCUCAGGAUGCCCCAAGUCAGGAAGGCCACUAAGAGCAGGGGAAGCCAGGGCUCUGCCUCGACUUCCCUUGGAAAGAGCCCUGCUGGAGGUGGCCAUGGCCUCCCUUGGAGACAGGAAGAAGGCAAGCCAGGGAGAGGCCAUGCCUGCCCCGGAGAGCACAGGCAGGGGUGGCCCCCGGCCUCCAGGGCCGGAGAGCAGAGAGUGCAGCCCACCCUGCACCCUUUUUUCUGCCAGAGCUGGUUGGGGGCUGGACCCUGCCGGGGUCUGCAGGCUGCCGGCUCUGAGCUGGGUGUGGCUUUGGACUCAUGUUUUCCCUGCUCCUCUCUCUGCCUGACCCUCACUGGAUCUUCUGUUUUGGGGGAACAGGCCCCAGGAGCUCUGAGCCUUGGCCCAAGCCCUUCCGCCUCUGGGAGUGCAAUGGAUCCUAUUUAUUUAUUUAUUUAUUUCUUCCUUCUUCCCUCACCCUUGGCGAGCUCCAGCGGGAGGACUGCCAGGUCUUCCCUCUGAGCCCAGGGCUCGUCCUUGGCCCGUCAGGUGCUUGCAUCCUAUGUAGCCUGUGGAUGAUCCCGACUGGGAGAAGUGGGGUGCAGCCACCUGGCCCCACUGCCCUGGGCAGCCCCGCAGCUGGGCGGGGAGAGUGUCGCCUCUUUUAUACGUCUAUUUAUUUUGUAUGUGUAUCAUUGUGGGGAGGAGCCGUGGCCGCUUUCUUUCUGUGAGGCUCUGAGUGUUGUGAUGGUUUCUGUUCACAUCCCCGCCUCCCCGUGGGCACAUCCAAGCACAGGGCAUUUCUUGGAACGGGAUCGAGGAAUCCCCCGGAGCAGGGAAAGCAGUGCCUGCCAGCUGUGUGGACCUUCCUGAGAAAUAAAUAGCCUCUAAAUUUUCAAACCA